CGAUAUUCAAGAUGGCAGCGGUAGCAGCUGGAGAUGAACAUGCUGCCUCUGAAGUUUUAAGAGGACUCGCCAGACAUUUGAAUUGCCUAAACGAGGAUAACAAGGCAACAAGAAAGAGAGCUCUCGAGCUGAUCAAGAAAGAGACAAUAGAUAAAGGACUUUCCAGUAGCGUUUUACAGGAAGUGUUCUUUGCCCUCCUCAAGCCUCUCCUCAAAUGUCUGUCAGACCCAGUGGAGAAAUGCAGAGAAACCACGAUUGCAAUGUUAACGGAAUUUAUUCGCUGUGUCCCAAAGCCGGAGGACUCGCUGCCUUAUCUAAUACCAUGCCUGGCUCAGAGGUUUGGGGAGAAAGAAAUCUUAGAGCCGGCGGAAGAGCUUCGCCUGUUGGCCAUUGAGAUGUUGAGUCUAACGGUAGAGGUGUGUGGGAAGCAUUUAGCCCUCUAUCUGAACGAAAUUAUCCGGAUACUGCAGACAACCAUCGUCGACCCCUUCCCGGAUGUUAAGAGAGAAAGCUGUAAAUGCACCAUAAACUUUGCAAAGAGCGUCCCAGAACACUUUCACUUGCAAGCCGACAGCCUUGUAAAGCCCCUCAUGCUGACGAUAGCUCAUCAGCACUCCAGAGUACGGGUGUCAGUCAUCGAGGCCACUGGGGCGGUUAUUCAGCAUGGCACUGGAAAGAACGUGGAUGAUGUACUCUCACACCUGGCACAAAGACUAUUUGAUGACUCACCACAGGUGAGAAAAGCUGUAACUGCUGUCGUUGGUGAUUGGCUGUUGCACAUGAGAGACCGGUACUCCUAUUUUCACAAACUCAUUCCACUCCUGCUAAGCAGCAUCAGUGAUGAGAUCCCAGAAAUAAGAAUUCUUGCAGCUGAUUUAUGGACACAGACGGGCGCACAGUGGGAGAAGGAGAAUGAGGACGAUAUCAAGGACAAGAUGGACUUUGAUCUCACACCACCUCCACACUACCCUCCCGGAGUUGAGCGUCCAGGGCUGGGCUGCAGAGAGUUGGUAGUGAGAAACCUGGGCAGGUUGGUGCCGGCAAUAGCCCAUGAUGUGACUGACUGGCUGGUGCCAACUCGAGUCAGGACUUCCCAGCUUCUCUCUGUGCUGCUGCUACAUGCCGAGGACCACAGCACUCAGCACCUGCAGCCUCUGCUGGCCACCCUCUACCGGGCGUGCACCGACACAGAGAGGGAGGUGGUCAUCAGUUGCCUGGCAGCUGCAAAACUGAUAGGGACCUUUGUCCCGCCACCUGUCUUCCUGAAGCUGAUGCUGGAACAUGUGACAGCUCCAUGCUCUUCCUCCCACCCCUGGACAGCCCUCAUGGUUCUGGCUUCAGUGCUGGGUGGCAGCUCCAGACCCCUUCUGAAACCCCAUCUCCAGCAGAUCGCCCAAACUCUGGCCCUGCCCUGUGUCUGCCAGGAAUAUCAACAGGUUGCGUACUUGAAGCAGUUGUUGGCGUGUGUGGAUGUGCUGCUGCAUCAGUGUGAGUCAGACUGCAGCUCCGUCAGCCUGCAGCUGCUGCAGGUGCUGGUCACCGUCCAGAGCCUCUCCACCGAGCCACAGCUCAGCGCAAAGGCCUUGGAAAGUGUACACUUUUUAAGUACUGUCCAGGGGCUGGACCUGAUGGAGCUCUAUAGACAGCAUAUGAGGCAGCUUCUGGACUGGUUGUCUGCUUCCAUCAACACCUGGUCACCCUACUCCCCUCAGAGACUCCAGCUACACAUCGUAGUCACACAGUCAGGUCCAGUGAUUGGGGAGUUUCUGAACCAGAUGAUGCCUCUCCUCUAUAGCUGCCUUCAGCCAAACAGAGACACUGAAAUGAGGAUGAGCAUUUUCACUAUGCUUGCCAAAUUGUUGCUGGAUGCAAACAACACACUGGAUUCCCAAGGACACUUCCACGAUCACGCCGAGAAGUUUCUGUGUGACAUCCUGCUUCCUAACCUGGUGUGGCACGCGGGCCGCACCGCCGCCGCCGUCCGCACCGCCGCCCUCAGCUGCCUGCUGGCCCUGCUGCACGGGGGGGCCAUCACAUCCGGACAGUUGCUGUGUGUGGAGGAGAAGCUGAGCCCACAGCUGCUGUCAGCCUUGGAGGAGGAUUCCCAGAUGAGCAGGCUGUUCGCAUGUCGCUCUCUUUCUGCCUUGCUCAAGCUCAUAGGAGCCAGUCUGCAUCAUGAUGCUCUCCACAAGAUUUACCCAGAGCUGCUGAAGCGCCUGGAUGACAGCAGCCAGGAGGUGCGCAGCGUGGCCCUGCAGGCUCUGGGGCUGUGGCUGUCCAGCCUGACCACAGACUACAACCCGGAGCUCUGCGCCGCUCACCUGCAGCUCCUCUUUCAGCAGCUGCUCCUGCAUCUGGACGACCCCGACAGCUCGGUCCAGGACCAAGUGCUGGAAAUCCUGAAGAAGGGCAGCUCGGUCCACCCUGUCCUCCUGAGGAAGGAGGUGGAGGCUGUGAGGGACAAACAGCGGAGUCCUCUCUAUUGCGACCGGCUGCUGCAGCACAUGGGCUCGCCGCCCACUGAGCCGGCCGCCGGCAGCCUGGAGUGACCGCACACACAUCCCAAACAUACACACAUGCUUUCUGUGCCUUACCUGGGAGGAGUUUCACUCUUCUCCAACUGUCAAACAUGGUAUAAUUGGAAGCUUUACGCAUGAAUUAUACAAAGUAAAUGUUCUUUUUUUAUUAUUUAAAACUUCUAAAGUGUCCUGUUGUGAAAAAGGUUUCAGAAGAUGUUCAUUCCUGUUUUUAACUCCUACAGUUCUGAUGAUUGGUUUUUAAUCAACAGAUUUUUGGGUUUGUGUAAGUGAUGUUUUUUGAUAAAUUAGCUGUCAUACUUGUUAUGUAACUUAGUAUGAAA
Menidia menidia (Atlantic silverside) is the source of this 2860-nucleotide messenger RNA. The record is from the annotation of a GenBank genome assembly. NCBI's taxonomy places the organism in Eukaryota, Metazoa, Chordata, Actinopteri, Atheriniformes, Atherinopsidae.